Molecule: messenger RNA, 1763 nt
Organism: Rhincodon typus (whale shark)
Lineage: Eukaryota; Metazoa; Chordata; Chondrichthyes; Orectolobiformes; Rhincodontidae
Product: CUB and sushi domain-containing protein 1-like
Exons: 21
Coding region: 3-1763 (586 amino acids)
Source: RefSeq, a predicted model, not a curated record
AGAUGGUGGGUAGAGAUUAUCAACAAUGUACAGCUGAAGGAUGGGUUGGUGAUGUUCCGUCCUGUGAAUCGAUGAAUUGUGGUAACCCUGGCUCAAUUCUGAAUGGAUAUUAUAAAGCAUCAAAAUGGACUGUUGGAAGUAAUGUUACCUUUUAUUGUGAUACUGGAUACAGAAUUAUUGGCAGAGAUUAUCAACAAUGUACAGCUGAGGGUUGGGAUGGUGAGGUUCCAUCGUGUGAACCAAUAAUCUGUGGUCACCCUGGAGAGAUUCUGAAUGGGCAUUACAAGGCUCUAAAUGAGACAAUUGCAAAUAAGGUUAUUUUUUAUUGUGACAUUGGAUACCAAAUUAUUGGCAGAGGUUAUCGACAAUGUACAGCUGAGGGUUGGGAUGGUGAAGUUCCAUCAUGUGAACCAAUAACCUGUGGUCACCCUGGAGAGAUUCUGAAUGGACAAUAUAAGGCUUUAGAUGAGACAGUUGCCAAUAAAGUUAUAUUUUAUUGUGACUUUGGAUACAAGAUGGUGGGUAGAGCUCAUCGACAAUGUACAGCUGAGGGGUGGGAUGGUGAUGUCCCAUUCUGUGAACCAAUAAACUGUGGAAACCCUGGUUCGAUUCUGAAUGGAUAUUAUAAAGCAUCAAAAUGGACAGUUGGAAGUAAUGUUACCUUUUAUUGUGACAUUGGGUACAAAAUUAUCGGCAGAGAUUAUCGACAAUGUACAGCUGACGGUUGGGAUGGUGAGGUUCCAACCUGUGAACCGAUAGCCUGUGGCAACCCUGGGCAGAUUCUGAAUGGACAUUAUACGACAUCAGAUGAGACAGUUGGAAAUAAAAUGUUUUUUCAUUGUGACUUUGGAUACAAGAUAGUGGGUAGAGAUUACCGGCAAUGUACAGCUGAAGGUUGGGAUGGUGAUGUCCCAUCCUGUGAACCAAUAACCUGUGGUAACCCUGGCGAGAUAUUGAAUGGAUAUUAUAAUGCACCAAAUAAGACAGUUGGAAACAAAGUUACUUUUUAUUGUGACGUUGGAUACAGAAUGCUGGGUCGUGAUUAUCGGAAAUGCACACUUGAGGGUUGGGAUGGUGAAGUUCCAUCCUGUGAACCAAUAGACUGUGGUAACCCUGGUGAAAUUCUAAAUGGAUAUUAUUUGGCAUCAAAUGACACAGUUGGAAAUAAAGUAACCUUUUAUUGUGACAUUGGUUACAAGAUGGUGGGCAGAGAUUAUCGACAAUGUACAGCUGAGGGAUGGCUUGGGGAUGUUCCAUCCUGUGAACCAAUAAACUGUGGUAACCCUGGUUCACUUCCGAAUGGAUAUUAUAAAGCAUCAAAUUGGACUGUUGGAAGUAAUGUUACCUUUUAUUGUGAUAUUGGAUAUAAAAUUAUCGGCAGAGAAUAUCGACAAUGUACAGCCGAGGGUUGGGAUGGCGAGGUUCCAUUGUGUGAACCAAUAACCUGUGGUCACCCUGGAGAGAUUCCAAAUGGGCAUUAUAAGGCUCUAAAUGAGACAGUUGCAAAUAAAGUUAUUUUUUAUUGUGACUUUGGAUACAAGAUAGUGGGUAGAGGUUAUCGACAUUGUACAGCUGAGGGUUGGGAUGGUGAUGUCCCAUCCUGUGAACCAAUAAACUGUGAAAACCCUGGUUCAAUUCUGAAUGGAUAUUAUAAAGCAUCAAAAUGGACAGUUGGAAGUAAUGUUACCUUUUAUUGUGACAUUGGCAAUAACCUGUGGAAACCCUGGGGAGAUUCUGAAUGGAUAUUAUACGACACCAAAUGA